AUGGCGGACAAGCUGGACCGCAGCCUCGACGAGAUCCUCGGCGAAAAGAAGAGCGACGGUCAUCGCAACAACCGUGGAAAUGGCAGAAGCGCCCCCCGCAGACGCGAACGUGAGCGCCAGGACUACCCUCGCGAUGGCGUGAGAAAGGUACGGCGCGAUGCACAACCUGUCACCUGCUUUCGGUCCUCCUUCCGUGACGAGCCUAGAAACCUCGAUAGGGAUUCCAGCUCCUCAAAAAUCCGUGUCGAGAACAUCCACUACGAGCUGACUCCAGAGGAUUUGGAGGAAUUGUUCAGUAGAAUCGGCCCUGUCGCAAAGCUGGACCUCAAGUAUGACCGCGCUGGCCGCUCGGAAGGCAUUGCUUUCGUCACGAUGGAGUCCCGCGCGGAUGCUUUGGAUGCGAUCAAGGAGUUUGACGGCGCUAAUGCUAACGGCCAACCGAUCAAGCUAUCAAUCAUGGCUGGCGGAGCGGGCGGUCGAUCUCGCAACCCCUUCGACUCGGCGGUGAUGCCGGGCCGUCCACUUGCCGAGCGUAUCUCUGCUCCCAGUGGCCGGUUGAGAUCCAUGUCUCCUGGGAGAAAAUAUGACGUCGACGAAGCUGCUGAGAGGGGUAUUGACAGAUACGUCCCGGGAAACCGUUCGCGCAGCCCCAUCCCCCGGCGGCGCGGGAAUGGUGGCGGUAACAGUGGACGUAGACCUGGAGCUCGUAGGGAGGGGGGUAGAGACGGCGGUAGAGACGGCGGUAGAGAUCAAGAUGGGGGGAGAGGCGGCCGCUCGGGUAGAGACGGCCGUACUCGGAAGACCCAGGAGGAACUGGAUGCCGAGAUGGCGGACUACUUUGGCGGAGGAAACUCCGGAGAGACUGCGCCUCAGCCGAACGGUGGCGCUGCGGCUGCUGCGGUGCCCGCUACGAACGACGAUAUCGAUAUGAUUGAGUAA
Messenger RNA from Colletotrichum orchidophilum, 939 nucleotides. Its product is annotated as RNA binding protein. Lineage: Eukaryota; Fungi; Ascomycota; Sordariomycetes; Glomerellales; Glomerellaceae. The record is from RefSeq and is a predicted model, not a curated record. Gene Ontology annotation, molecular function: mRNA binding. Gene Ontology annotation, cellular component: nucleus. The coding region runs from base 1 to 939 and encodes 312 amino acids. Gene Ontology annotation, biological process: mRNA export from nucleus. The transcript has 7 exons.